This is a messenger RNA of Argiope bruennichi, 1542 nucleotides long. RefSeq names its product piggyBac transposable element-derived protein 4-like. The transcript has 2 exons. NCBI's taxonomy places the organism in Eukaryota, Metazoa, Arthropoda, Arachnida, Araneae, Araneidae. The record is from RefSeq and is a predicted model, not a curated record. Bases 1 to 1542 code for a protein of 513 amino acids.
AUGGACGAGAGAGAGAGUGAUGAUGAAUCAAAAAAUUGUGUCUCGAGCUAUUUUAAUCCUUCUUGGACAGAAUGCGUCGAGAAUUGUCGGAUUAAUACCAUGAAGUAUGAAAAAUGUUGUGGCGGCCCUAAACAUACUUUACCUGUCGGAUCUGAUGCCGGAGAUUAUUUUAAAUUGCUUUUCACGAAUGAUAUGUGUGAAAAAAUUCGUGAAAACACAAACAAAUAUGCAGAAUUUGUGCACUCAGCAACAUUGAAUGAAUGGGAGCCGACUGGUAACAAAAAAUGGCGAUGGAAUCCAGUUACGGACAUAGCUGAUCUUUUUAAUUUUAUUGCCAUAAUCCUUAUUAUGGGAAUAAACAAGCAGCCAAGAGUACAAGAUUAUUGGUCUUCCGAUCCUAUACUAGGGAACGAGCAAGUGAAACUAACGAUGACAAGGAGGAGAUUUUUGGAAAUUUAUAAAUUUUUCCAUCUCUCAGAUCGAGAAAAUGAAAUUUCUAAAGACGAUUUAUCAUUUUAUAUGAUGCAAAAAUUGGAUCCUUUCAUGACAUGUCUGAGGUCAAAUUUUCAAAAGUACUUUGAACCAUAUACUCAUUUAUCUGUAGAUGAAGCUAUGGUGAAAUACAAGGGUAGACUGGGCAUAGUGCAAUAUAUGCCAAAUAAACCGGUCAAAAGAGGCAUUAAAGUUUGGACUUUGUGCACCUCUUUUUUUGGAUAUGUUUAUAAUUUCGAACCUUAUUGUGGAAAAAAAGAUAAAUUACCAAGAAGUGAAAAUGGACUUGGUUAUAGUGUAGUAACUUUCUUAACUGAAAAUCUAUCUAAAGGGCAUCAUCUAUAUAUUGAUAGAUUCUAUUCGAGUGUUGUGCUAAUGAAAGAUUUAUUUCAUCAUGGAACAUAUGCUACUGGAACAGUUAAUACAAACCGGAAAUUUCUUCCUCCAAAAUUAAAUAAAGUAAAACUUGUGACAAAUGGCUCUUCGAAAUGUUUCCAGUGUGUUGAAGAGCCAAACCUAACAUGCACUGUUUGGAAGGACAAAAAAGAAAUUUUUCUUCUUUCUAAUGGUGUGAAGAACGAAAUUACAUCUGUCAAGCGAAGAAUAGGCGGAAAUGUGUGCUACGUAACCUGCCCAAAAGCUAUUGCAGAAUACAACAAACAUAUGGGAGGAGUAGACUUAGCGGAUCAGAACAGAAAGUAUGUGAAAGAUAGUGAAAUGCUUUACAGAACUACUUUCUACAAUAAAAGUACUGGGGAAACAUUAUCUGCUCCUUUGAAGAAGUCCAGGCUGAAAGAAAAUGUUGUGCCAAGGAUUUUUCCUGGCUGUCCAACAUUCUCAAUUCGAGAGAGUCCUUCAAAAAAGAGGCAACGAUUAGAACAAGUUCAAAUUGAACGUUCCAUUAUUGAAAGCUUAAAUUCCAAACAGAAUUAUGACAGCAAGACUGCAUUUACUUUUUCUUUUCUCCUUUUCCUUUACUUUUUCCUGCUUUACUCCUUUUGGACUAUUAUUGAAAAGAAUGAAAAUGUUAUUCAUCCACCUAUCUGUUAA